AUGUCGGGUGGAGGAAGACAAGUGUUGUACCCACUAUGGAAGUAUGUUGAUCGUGUUCCGAGGCCGAAAGGAUCAGGUGGAACAGCCACUAUCAAAUGCAAAUUUUAUAAUUUUGGAUGGAAAGAUACCUACACGAGGGUGAAGGCUCAUUUCCUCCACUUGCCAUGUAAUGGUGUUGAAAGUUGUCCAAAUGAGUGUGAAAGAUAUGAUGCUAUGAGAGAACAGGAAAGGGCUGAUGGGAAAGUUGUUAUGCGAAGCUCUCAUGCUUCAACAACAGGGGCAACUAAUACAACUUACAGUCAUGAUAUAGAGUCAGAGGUGGAUGUGACUUCUAGAGGUUUAGCAACUGAACCAGCUCCCAAAAGACCACACAUUGGCAGCGCAAACCCCAUUGGAAGAUUGUUUGAUGUGCAAGGACGAGAAGCAGUUGAUGCAGCCAUUGGACGAUUCUUUUAUGCAAAUGGAAUAUCAUUCAAUGUGGCUCGUUGUCCAUUCUAUGAAGAGAUGGUUCGUGCUAUCAAUAAGGCACCAGCAGGCUAUAAACCACCUGGGUAUGAGAAGCUUCGCACUACUCUUGUUGAUAAAGAAAAAAGUCGAUUAAAGGAACAAACUGCACCAUUGAAAAGAGUGUGGGCUCAAGAAGGAUGGCAAGAAAAAAAUACAGAAUUUUUUCAUAGCCAGCUAUGUGAUAGCAUUGAGGAGGUGGGGGCAUCACAUGUAGUCCAAGUUGUUACUGAUGCUGCCCCUGUUUGUAAAGCAGCAGGCAUGUUGGUGCAAAAGAGGUACAGGCAGAUAUUUUGGACACCAUGUUGUGUGCAUUCAUUAAAUAAUGCUCUCAAGGAUAUUGGCAAGUUCCAAUGGAUUUCAAAUCUCAUAGAGAAGGGCAGAAAGAUACAAAUGUUCAUAUGUAACCAUCACCACACACAAGCCAUUUAUCGUAAAUUUGCCAAGGUGGAACUUCUCAAACCUACUAACACACGUUUUGCUUCUUACUUCAUUCUUCUUGACCACCUUUGUGAAGUCAAAGGAGCUUUGUGUUCCACGGUUGUUAGUGAUGCAUGGGCAGCUUGGAAACAAUCUGCAUUAGAUAUUGUAGUUGAGGUGAGAGCUAUGGUCCUUGAUGAGCAUUUUUGGGCUGAUGUUAAGUUUGUUGUGGACUUUAUUAAGCCCAUAUGUGAGGUGAUCAAAUUUGCAGAUUCAGAUAAGGCAUGUUUGGGAGAGGUUUAUGAAGCAAUAGAUUCCAUGUGUGAAAGAGUAAAGAAGAUAACUGAUGCAAAAGAUAUUUCUCUAUAUCCUUUGAUAGAAGAAAAGUUACAUGGAAGGUGGAACAAACUUAACACACCUCUUCAUUGUGCUACCUAUGCCCUUAAUCCUAAAUGGUAUGAUAUAGAAGUGACCAAAAAGAGAGCUCCACAUCAGGAUAGAGAGGUAAUGAAGGGCUUUUGGGCUGCGGUUAAAAAGAUUUAUGGCCGAGGUGAGGAAGCUUCAGUUAUGAGGACUCAAUGGAAUAAGUUUUCACGUGGGCAAGGUGAUUUUGCUUCUGUGGAAGCUAUAUAUGAUAUGAAAGUAAAGAAAGACCCUAUAGAGUGGUGGUGGAAUCAUGGAAGUGAAGCCCCUGAAUUCUCACUUCGUCUUCUCUCUCGUGUAGAUCCUAGAUACAAUGAGGGUCCUUCGGCAAAAUGGGAUCAAAUUUCACCUGAUGGAGACGUUGUAGCCAUUGUAGAUGAAGUGGCUGAAGCAGAUGGACUAGCUGAUUUACCCCCUGUUAUUCUACCAUCAGAGGAACCCAAAUUCGAGAGUGAUGACUAUUUGGAGAGCCUCAUAGCUGAUGACCUUGAUAUGGAUGAUCAUGGCGAAGAAGAGUAG
This is a messenger RNA of Cryptomeria japonica (Japanese cedar), 1866 nucleotides long. RefSeq lists its product as uncharacterized. The coding region runs from base 1 to 1866 and encodes 621 amino acids. The transcript has 3 exons. Lineage: Eukaryota; Viridiplantae; Streptophyta; Pinopsida; Cupressales; Cupressaceae. The record is from RefSeq and is a predicted model, not a curated record.